This is a messenger RNA of Penicillium waksmanii, 285 nucleotides long. RefSeq lists its product as uncharacterized. The coding region runs from base 1 to 285 and encodes 94 amino acids. The transcript is spliced from 2 exons. The record is from RefSeq and is a predicted model, not a curated record. Lineage: Eukaryota; Fungi; Ascomycota; Eurotiomycetes; Eurotiales; Aspergillaceae.
AUGAAGCUCCUCUUGCCAUGCUUUAUUUUUAUGUUAGCGGGCGUUUCGGCUCAGAACGACGGCUGCCAAUAUGAAGGUAUUGUUAGCCUCUGCGCGGCUAAAGAGACAAAAAAUUGUACUUUCACUUACCCGCCUUGUUCAGCUGUUACAACCCCUGCCCAGGCGACCCUCGGGGUUCCGCAGCCCUUGGCCAACUCUCCACCUACUGCCAGUCUACUCUCUAUGACUCCUAAGUUCCAAGGCAUUCUUAGAGUCACCGCCCAAGCAGGCUACCGCUACAGGUAA